AAAAAUUUGCUUCUUCUUCGGCGAUGGAUGGGAAAAUCCGGCAGAGCCGGAGGUCGAGGUCGCAGCGGGACCGCGUGCGGCGGCGGGAGGCGGCGGCCCGCGACCCGCGGAACCAGAGCCCUUCCUCGGGCUCCGAGAAGGAGCCGAGCCCCGGCAAGGAGAACGGCGGCCAGAACUGCACCGCCCCGCGGGGCCCGCCGCCCGCCGCCCGCGCCGCCCGGCCCCCGCGCCGCCGCCGCCGCGAGUCCAGCUCCCAGGAAGAGGACCUGAUCGAUGGCUUCGCCAUAGCCAGCUUCAACACCCUGGAAGCCCUGGAGAAGGACAUGUCACUAAAGCCUCAGGAGCGGAAGGAGAAAUGGGAGAGGCAUCCAGGAAAGAAACCUAGAGAAUCUGAAAACUGUGUGUCUGCUGAGCCGAGUGAAAAUGGCCAUAACAAUGAUGCUGGGAGCUCUGAGAGAGAGGCAGAAAGAGGCAAAGAACGGAUGAAGAAGAAACUCCCUUUGAAGCUAUCCAAACAGAUGAAGGUCCCUACAAGCAGAAGUGGCAGAAAUAGCGAGGAAGACAGCAUCAGGGAGGCCACAAGCUCUCAGCGGAGCAGCUCAAGGGACCGUCUCAGUGAUAGUUCUGCUCAAUCGCUUUCAGGAAGAGGCUACUCCUGUGACAGCGAGAGUGAUAUUGACGAUAAGACCGCAACGGAACUGGAGCUGACUCGUAUCAGGAGUGCCUUGAUAACAAGCAAGGCUUCUGUAGGCUCUGAGAAGCUGUUCUCCCCUGCAGGAAAUAAAGGUCCCACCUUGAAUGACAAGCCAGAAGCAAAAGCAGCCAAUGUCCCAAAGGUGUCUGGGCUAGAGCGGAGCCGGGAACUGAGCACCGACGUGCCCUUCGCCCUGCCUAUCCCCAGCCCCCAGCCAGUAGCUGCCGUUGUGACUUCUACUUCCUCAGCGCCCACGUCAAGCGCCAGAGCAAGCCCACUGUUGAAGAAGGAGCCAGUGAUUUCAGCACCAGCACCACCAAGGCUCACGCCUCAGCCGCAGCCUCGGCCACAGUCACAACCUCAACCUCGGCCGCAGUCGCAGCCUCAGUUAAUACCUGAGCUUCGGACCCAGCCUCCGAGUCACAUCCCUCCACCUCUCAAUUACCAAGUGCAUCACCAGGUGGCCCACAACGGACUCAAUAAUAUCAGCCGGAGCAGCAGUGCUAGCAGUGCAACAAGCAUCAGCCUCCCGAAACACCUUCCCCUCUCUCCCCAGAUUCCUCCGCACCAUUCCUCCGGCCCGGCUCUGCCCCUCUCCAUCUCUAAUCUUGCUACCUCGCACUUCUCUCUCAGAUCGCAGACCCAACACCAGCACCAUCCGGCCAUGUUCGCCACCCCACCCACGCUGCCACCUCCACCAGCGUUACCUACCAACAGCCUCGUGAUACCAGGUCACCCUGCGGAUACCAGCCUGUUGAUAUCAUUCAACCAACCAAUCAUGUAUUGCCAGCCUCAUUCGGGGAUUCUGAUUGGUACUUUGUCACAGGCAUCUCUCUUACCUCCACCAAUGAGUCCUCACGUAGAAAACCACCACAGCAUGACCUGCAGAAACAGGGAAUGCCAGGUGAAUAUUGACUCUUUCUCCUCCGUCUUUGUGGUACUCACAGGCCCACGGGCCUCUGUGUCUUUUUUUUUUCUCUCUCUCUCUCCUCUAGAUCACGAACUGCUCAGGCAAGAGCUGAACAACCGGUUUUUGGUUCAGAGUUCGGACCGGGCCGCUGCCUCACUUGGCCCGGUGCCGCUGCUGAGAGCGGAGUUUCACCAGCACCAACACACGCAUCAGCACCAACACACCCACCAGCACACAUUCACUCCUUUUCCAUCCAGCUUGCCCCAGACGCCGCUCAUGCCGCCCUCUGCACCUCCCAUGGUGCGUACCCCAGCCCAAAAUUUUGACAAGUACGCUCCCAAAUUAGACAACCCUUACUUUCGACAUUCCAACUUCUUUCCAACCUAUCCUCCAGCAAUGCCUGGAAUGCCACCCAUGCUUCCACAUUCAGGUCCCUUUGGGUCACUUCAGGGAGCAUUUCAACCGAAGACUUCAAACCCUAUUGAUGUAGCAGGUAGACCAGGCACAGUCCACCAUACGCUGCUGCAGAAGACUCCAGGGGUGUCAGACCCUUAUAGGCCUCCAGUAAGAGUAAGUAAGAAACCCGGGAAGUGGUGUGCGGUUCAUGUACAGAUCGCCUGGCAGAUCUACCAUCACCAGCAAAAGAUAAAGCAAAUGCAGCUGGAUCCCCACAAGCUAGACAUAGGUGGUAAACUUGACCUGUUCAGCAGACCUCCCGCCCCUGGAGUGUUUCCAGGCUUCCAUUAUCCACAGGAUCUUGCCAGGCCUCUGUUUUCUACCACAGGUGCAACACAUCCAGCCACCACCCCUUUUGGUCCUUCACCUCACCACAGCAGUUUCCUGCCUACUAACCACUUGGCAGAUCCAUUUAGCAGGUCAAGCACCUUCAGCGGCCUUGGGAACUUAGGCAGCAAUGCCUUUGGAGGAUUAGGCAGUCAUGCUCUGACUCACAACAACAUUUUUACUCACAAAGAUGGCCCAAACCUGCAGAAUUUCAAUAAUCCCCAUGAGCCAUGGAAUAGACUGCAUCGGACCCCACCGUCCUUCCCAACACCUCCACAGUGGCCCAAGCCCACUGAUUCUGAGCGAAGCUCCUCAGUGACAAACCAUGACAGAGACAGAGAGCGGGAGCGAGAGCCCGAGAAGAGGGAUCUUUCUCUGAGUAAAGAUGACAGAGACAAAGAGAGAGACCUCAUGGAUAAAAACAGACAUUCAAACAGAUCCUCACCGGCAUCGGCUCCAGUGACACAUCAGAUAAGCAAUCUCAUCCGCAGCAACAGCCAAACCUCCAGUGAUCCCAUCAGGCAGGUUAGCCUUGGAGAAAGGGAGAGGUCCAAAGAACCCGAGCGAGAGCACCCUGAGAGGCUGAGAGAGCCACCCAUAGCAGAACACAAGAUUAAAGAGAGCCGCUCCCCCGUGAAGGAAACUCCAAGCCAUGAUAAGAGACCCUCUGAGGACAACACAAAGCCAGUAAUCCAGUCUGUAUCGCCAUACAGCAAACCUGCACUAAGUGAGAGCUUGAAGCUUACCAAUCUAAUGAGCAAGGACAUGGAGAGAAAGACAGAGCUUCCCAGUGACCUCCAGAAGAUUAAGAAUGACAUCAAAGUCAAAGAGGAGAGGAAGGAAGACAGUGAUGUGCUGGUGGUAGGGUCUGAGCCUUCACAGCACUCCCGAUCGGUGGAGCAUCCCCCGCCACCUACUUUGCAUGGAUUAUCAUUGCCUCACUCGAUGGCAGCCUCUAUGCCCAUCUCCAUGGGAAGCGUGCACCAGAUGAACAACAUGAAUGUUCUCGACCGCAGCAGAAUGAUGACCCCGCUCAUAGGCAUGAAUCCUUUGUCAGGAAGAGAGAGGCUGCCACAUCCCGGAUUUUCUUGGGACCCAAUGAGGGACCCGUUGCGAGAUGCCUACCGGAGCUUAGACCUGCACCGUCGAAUGGACUUUCAGCUCCGGACGGAUCCUAUCCAUAGGUUCCCUACCACCUCUGGAUUUUACGACCAUGAGCGUUCUUACAGAGACAGGGAGCCACACGACUACAACCAUGAAAACCUUCUUGAAGCCCGCCGAGAGCAGGAGCGGUUGCGGCAAGUGGAGGAAAGAGAGCGCUUGCACUUACGAGAAGAACUUGAGCGUGCCAGAAUGCACCACUUGCACUCGUCCCCCAUCGAAAGUCACCUGGCACACGUGCCAUCCUUCAUGCCUCAUUUAAGCGGGAUGCAUUACCCCAGACUGAGUCCAUCCACUGCCAUGCACAAUGGGAUUUUAAAUAGGAACCCGCCAACUGCAGCGCUGAGCGCCCCACCGCCUCUUGUACCAGCGAGCAGCACCAGACCUGCCUCCCCACGCAGGACUACUCCACUCACAAACUCAGAGUCCAGGGACUAUUCCCCCUCUAGGAACCCCAAAGAAGUAGAGGCACGAUAGUCCCCAACAUUGAAUUUUAAACUCGCCUGUAUAUAAAACAAACAAACAAACAACAACAAAAAAAAAACAAACAGAGAAAAAAAAAAACAAAAAACAAA
Messenger RNA from Harpia harpyja (harpy eagle), 4123 nucleotides. RefSeq names its product fibrosin like 1 (gene FBRSL1). The transcript is spliced from 20 exons. Lineage: Eukaryota; Metazoa; Chordata; Aves; Accipitriformes; Accipitridae. The record is from RefSeq and is a predicted model, not a curated record. The coding region runs from base 24 to 4025 and encodes 1333 amino acids.